UCACCUGACGCAAGUAAACAAAUCGCUGUCAAAGGUGUUGCAGAGGUGGAGGUGGCGACGGGAGGGACAAGAAAUACGCGUGUGCACGUUUGUUUUCGCUUUGGGACAACGUGUUCUACUCAGUCCAAGUAUUAGCUGAGCCUCGAGUCUGCGAGGGGAUAGUCUAGGAGUGCCAAGAGGGACGAGCACAAAAUGAGCAAUAACCACAGAAGACAAAACAGCCGUGGCCGAUCGACAGUCUUAAAGGUUGUGAUCCUAGGUGAUGGAGGCGUUGGAAAGUCCUGCCUCAUGAAUCGCUUCGUCACCGACCGAUUCGACGAGCACUCCUUCCAUACCAUCGGCGUGGAAUUUCUCAACAAGGAAAUUGAAUUGUCGGGCGAAACCUACACACUGCAGAUUUGGGACACGGCAGGCCAGGAGAGAUUCAAGAGCCUGCGCACCCCAUUCUACCGUGGCUCAGACAUGUGUUUGCUCACGUUCGCAAUAGAUGACCAUUCAAGUUUCAAGAACCUGGAGACAUGGAGGAAGGAGUUUGUGUACUAUGCCGACGUGAAAGCCGAUUUUCCUUUUCUUGUGGUUGGGAACAAGGUGGAUCUUGAACGCAAGGUUACUACAGAAGAAGCAGAAGCCUGGUGUAAGGAAAAUGGAGAUCUUCCAUAUAUUGAAACCUCAGCAAAAGAUGCAACAAAUGUAGAAACUGCCUUUAUGAUGUGCUUAAGACGAUGGGCUAACAUAGAUGGCCGGCAGGAGAGAAUGCCAAUGCCAGAUACAGUUCAGCUAGAUGGAGAUGGCACUCAUCAUCGUCUGUGUGCAUGUUCAUCUUAAGCUAGAGGUUAAGAGUACAAGGUAUGAAAGCUUUGGAAGAUCAAGAGAGAAGCGUAAUGUAAGGAGUGUAUUUUUCUUUUCCUUUUUUUUUUUUUUUUUUUUUAAUAUUCCUCUCAUUGUUGUUGCAGCUGUCAGCAAAAUUGUAAUCUAAGUCAUAAGGUCUUGAUAAAUGUUUGUGAUAUUUCUAUUCAUUAACAAUUGAUUGCCAAAGUUGUUCUUGGAAUUGUUUGAUUGUUCGAGUAUAAGAUGACAGGGUCAUUAAUGAAUAAGGAUUUUUUAGAUAAGAUACCAUGUGGAUGUGUCACUCAAAUUAUUGUGUCAGAACUUGAUAUUUUUAUAUUUUGAUGCAUUCUUUGCGACUGAUUUUUUGUAGAUUGUGAAUGAAAUUGUGUGGUCAGAGAGUUAAUUUCCAUUGUAUGCUUAUUGUCUGAUGCAUUUUUAUUUAUAGAAAAUGGCUUCACACUUUUAUCUGGCAUCAGUCUCUUACUGGAAAUUGUAAUGUUGGUAGAAUCUUUGCAGGUCUGUUUUGAUGCUAAGGGCCAUACAUUGUAUGAAAUCUAAAGAACUUAUCUGCUUUAAAUUUAUCUUUUAUUGGUAGUAGUUUUAAUCAUCAUGUGCAUUUGUAUGCUAAUGGUUUAUCACAGCAUACUUAGAAAGAAGAGAUACUUAUACCUUUUAUCAGAAUUCGCAAAUUAAUUAUUUUUUAAAGCUCUUCUUUGCGUGUGCUUGUGUGUGCCUGAAAGUUUGCCAGUGCAUGUGUUCGAACAUAAAUGUACAAGUAUGUAUGCAUGUGUAUAUUGAAAUCUGUUUCUUGAUCAGAAUUGUUAUAAUUCUACGCUGAAUAUCAAUUCUCACUAUGUAUGAUGAUUUUUUUUCUCUUUUUCUUUCUUUCUUUCUAUCCCAAAUAUGAAAGCAAAAUUUUAGAUCAACUUUGGUAGCUCAACCAUUGUGGGAUCUAAGAGAUUCACUCUAGUAGGAAAAAUAAUAUUCACUCAUGGGGAUGUAGUUUUAAGAUAUGGUAUGUAAUUUCCUUUGCUUAAAGCCUGUGAUUACUUACCAAACCUUUUUCACAUGAAAUGUGUUUAUGACCAUGUAUUGUUUUUAUGCUUCAUUUCAUUCGAAUUGCUGUAAUUUUUAGAAAACAACAAAAGUAUAAUUUGCAGUUCUUAAUACCAGUGUAAAAAAUGGAUCUCUUAAAAUUCCACAAAGUGAAGAAAUUUCCAAUGUGAUAGAGGAAGGAGACAUCUGAAAGAAUAAUCUCCAUGUGGAUAUAUAUAACCACACAGAAAAUGUAAAUUAGAAUCAUUUUUUAACAAAAAAAUUUUCAUUAGAUUUUUUUUUAUAAUUAUACAUAUAAGAACUAAAGAUUUUCUUUUUCUUUUCUUUUUUUUUCCUCUUUUUUUGGUGGUUGAUGUCAUAUAUGAGGGUCCCCUGGUUGGAAUCAAGUCAUGGUUGGCCCAGAGGAAGGGUCACCUCAGGGAAAUCACCAAGAGAAGCCACAACAAGUAGUAUUGCUUGAGGGCAAUUUGGUCAAUAUGAGCAGCUGUUCAAACCUACCUAACCAAUUUUUUGCUCACCUCUCUACCAAUUCUAUUUUGUAAUUGAUUCAUGCUCAUCCAUUUCGGCUUUCUUUCCCUCUUAGAAUGUGUUUAAUCAGCUUGCAGUGAUAGAAUCCAUGGUCAGAAAAACACCUGAGAAACUGUAUGUCCCUUGAACAUUUUCAGCUUAUUUAGCAGCUGUUCAAACAGAAGGUGCAUUUGAUGUACAUCACUUAAAGUCUUAUUUUCUGGCAGGAAACAAGAGUGAGUCGAGUUAGCUGGUGCAUGAUGUCACUUUGGUAAGAGAUAAUUUGAAUUCAAAUGAUUUACUUAGACAAUCAUAGACUAAGAUCAACAAAACUAUGUUACUAGAUAUAAUCCUUUAUGGUUCUCUGAAAUUAAGAAUGUCCCAGAUAUUUCAGCGCAGGGUGAUUGUACGCAAAAAAUGAGUAAUGUUUAAUUGACUGCAAAGGUAAAGUUAACAUCAGCUCUCUUCCUUUUAUUGCUUAGGAUCUGAAGAACUGAAACAUAUUUAAAAUACAUCAUAAGCAAAUAAAUUCACCCUCACUGCAGCGUGAUAGUUAUGCAUAUUUACUCGACAAAAAAAAAAAAAAAAUUGUGGGAAAACAUGCUGGAGAUAUCAGGAACCAAGUAAUGUCCACUUGCGUCCCUGAAGUUACUUUAGAUUCUUCUUCGUAUGGAAUUUCUGGCAUGAAUAAUGCCUAUUUUUUUCUUUUAGAAUUGAUAGUAGAUCGUUUAAAUAGAUUUAAUUUGAUAUCUUAUUCUCUAAUUUGUAUAGGUCUGUGAUUUUUGUUAAAAGGAAAAUAUAUAUACAUACUAUG
This is a messenger RNA of Penaeus chinensis, 3205 nucleotides long. Its product is annotated as ras-related protein Rab-9A-like. Gene Ontology annotation, cellular component: late endosome; lysosome; phagocytic vesicle. The coding region runs from base 193 to 825 and encodes 210 amino acids. The record is from RefSeq and is a predicted model, not a curated record. Gene Ontology annotation, molecular function: GTP binding; GTPase activity. The transcript has 7 exons. NCBI's taxonomy places the organism in Eukaryota, Metazoa, Arthropoda, Malacostraca, Decapoda, Penaeidae. Gene Ontology annotation, biological process: retrograde transport, endosome to Golgi.